Nezara viridula (southern green stink bug) is the source of this 9555-nucleotide messenger RNA. Lineage: Eukaryota; Metazoa; Arthropoda; Insecta; Hemiptera; Pentatomidae. The record is from the annotation of a GenBank genome assembly.
UUUAAGGAAUAGAGGAAGAAAAGAUACUUAAAUAAAGUGUUUUGCAUUUGCCUUUAUAUUUGUUGUGUUUCUUUUCAUUAGAGCCUUAUUCAAAAUAGCUUAUUAUUUUUUAAUAUCUACAAUAGUAGAAAAAAAUAAAAUUGGCUUAAGAUGAGUUAGAUAAUGGUUUUAGAAAAAAUAAAUUAAACAUAGUACAUUUUAAUCAACUUAAUUUAUUGAACUUAAAUAAAAACUAACGAAUUUGAAUUACCUCUCUAUAGCAGUGAAUGUGUUUCUUAAAUACAAUAAUAAUAAUGAAUGCAUGGAAAUAACAAAGACUUACAUAUAUUAAACUUUAUAUUUCCAACCCUUCAAAAUUUCACAAACUGAAAAUGACGCCUUGAUGCAUUAACAAAACUAUAAUCAGUUGUUACAUUUACAAAUUCUUGUGAUACGAUUACAUUAGCACAGAACCAAUCCUGAGCAUUAUAUAAAUACACACUUAUAUAUGUAAUUCUUUAAUCACUAUUUAUGCACAUGUAAAAUAAGAACAAUCUACAUAUAUCUUCCUAUAUAUAUAUAUGUAUGAGAACAUUGGUUAUGGUUAACUUCAUAUACAAUAAACAAUGUAAAAUGAUAAUACAUUUUAAUCAAUCAAUUGUUGAGCAUUUUUAUGGAUAAAUAGUGUAGUUUUACAGUAACGACAAAGAAAAAACAGAAAACUAAAUGUAUUCUAACAUAAUUAAAUGGUAUGUUUAAAUUAAAAAAAAGAAAAAAAAAAAAAAAAAAAGGGAAGAAAGAAAGUUGUCACUUAUAUCACAAUAACAAACUUAUACUUAAACUACAAGGAGAGGUACUAUUGUAUGCAUCGUUCAAGAGUAAUAAAUAAGCACAAUAAUGAAUCAAAUAUUGUGUAUAUUUAAGUUUUGUAAUUAAAAUAACAAAAUGAGAACAUUCAAAAAAUGACUCCAUUAUACCUUAUAAUAAAUAUAACCUAUAUUAAAAGUAAGAUGAACAAUGUAUGUUAGAUUUAGAUUAAAUGAUACAUAUAUUUAUUUUUUUUUCGAGUUGAUAAUCAAAAUACUACUAAAAAUUAUUUUUUAAAAAAAUCCAUAAUUUUUUGUUCAGAAGGUUUAGUGUUAGAUGUGUGUGUCAAAUUAUACGAUACAUGGAAUUAAUAAUGUAUAAAACAAUGGAACAUAAAUCGGUUGUUGAAAAACAUCAUUUGGUAUGAUGACGUAGAAAUUAAAAAAAAAAGAAAAAAAAAAAAAGAAAAGAAACAUUUUGAUGACAUAAGUUACUCCAUUACAUAAUAUGUGAAAGAAAUUAUAGCUAAAGAAAUGAACUAAUCCUAUUUACAGAGAACACACUCAACCCCUGACCUUCUGUCAGUAUUUAAAACAAUCAAACUACAGUCAAAUACAAAAAUUACAUUCUAAUUUAUUAUGUAAUAAUAGUUUUAAUAAUGGUGAAAGAUUAGGCACAGCAUUUCUGUCAAAACGUUAUGAACUAUAUAUAUAUGGAGCAUCCAUCAAGUAUACACUGUUCAACUGUUAAUUUGGACACUCUAAAACCAGGGAAAUGCUUAUUCUCAAGCUUGUUUGCUGCACAUAUGUCAUUUAAGAGAGGUAGCUAGGUACUGCAGAUAACUCAAAGCGUCUAUGAAGUUGGUCAUUAGAAAAUUUAACAAAAGCAUCAUAUUGCUCUGAAAGCUUCAUAUUUAAAAUGCGGUCAUAUUCUUCUCUUAUUUGAGUUUCACGUUCAGACAGCAUACGUUCACAAAUCAAAAUAACCUGUCUGAAAGUGAAGAGUGGCUUAUCGCGUGUACUUGAAGAAUAUAUUGUACCAAAUGUGUUGGAGCAAGGCGAUGAAGAAGAAUCCGAUGAAGAAUCGCCUUGAACUUCCUGAUUAGGAUUGAAGUGAAGUUGACGUCUGCGAUACAAACGCCUUAUUUCCUCUCUGAUACAAGCAGCCAUCAUUUCUGGUGUCAUCUUGGGGCAUAAUUCGCUGAAUGGCGAUGGACUUCCAUCAUUUCUAGAUGCAGGCGGAGAACUAGAAGGCGAAAUACUCAUAGGAAUACAUCUUUGCCUUUUAGGGGGCCUACCAUGCAUGUGCACCGGAUCAAAAUCCAAAGAUCUUUUAAGUGUAGCACAAGCCAUUAUCCUCGCUCAGUCGGGCUUCAAACAAACUGAACCCACUAACUAUGCUCUAUAAAUCAGUAAAAAAACCUCUUCGAGUACAACGGCUAAAGUUUGAACAAUUUAAUUUUCACCAAUGAGUGAACAGAAUUGAGUCAGAUGUUGAAGAACAACAAUUAAACACAAGAUUGAAAAUUGACAAUCAAUAUGGCUGGCGUUGCCAAGAGCUUUACUUCACAGCCCCAGCCCGAAAUCCAGUUCCCUUCAGUUUCCAAAUGUACCGUAAUUACUGCCACCAUGAUAAGCACGUCAUUUUCGAAAUACUCGAAAUACAAAGACUAUCUUAUGAUUUAAAUUAUUAAAAUUAAUUUUUAAAAUAGUUGUUUUUAUUUUAAACAUUUCAAACGAUAAAAAUUCUUGAUAUUGAAGAUUUAUCAAAACCAACACAUAGCUCUUUGUAACGGUACUUUGUCAUUAUCGUAGCCGUCAUCCUUUCGGCAUUCUAAAAUUUGAUAAAUAAUUUUUGACGUCGCAAGAAUGAAGAUGUUCAUUUGAAAUAUGUUUACCGUAUAUAAUUAAUUUCGGCAAUAAUUUCUAAAAAAAAAAAUAACAGUUUAGUUAUGUUGAAAAUAUCAAGCUGAUAUUUUAAAAUACUAUUAGUUCUUUAAUUAUCAAUUAAUUUGUAAUGGGUGGUCAAAAGUUUCAGUACGAUGAAAGUGGUGGAACAUUUUUCUAUUUUUUGUUGUCAUUUUUAGCUUUAUUAUUAAUACCAAGCACUUAUUAUUGGUGGCCACGUAAACAAGUGGAAGAUCCGCAGAAAGAUGAAAAGGACUGUCAUUGCGAAGGAUGUUCGAAGAAGAAGGUAAUCCUCAAAACAAAUGAACCAUGGAAGGGAACGAAGCAGUUAUUUAAGAAGUUAUUAAUUAUCACUGGAUGGUUACUUCUUGCUCUUCUUGCUUACAAAGUUUCACAGUUUGACUAUGAGUAUGCUAAUUUCGAUCCAUAUGAAAUUUUAGGGAUACCUUUAGGUUCGUCGAAAUCUGAAGUGAAGAGAGCAUACAAACAGUUAUCUCUUGUUCUACAUCCUGAUAAAAAGACUGGUGAUGAGAAAGCGUUCAUGAAACUGACGAAAGCUUAUCUUGCCUUGACUGACGAUGAAGCAAGAAAAAAUUGGGAAAAAUAUGGCAAUCCUGAUGGACCUGGUGCCAUGAGCUUUGGUAUUGCGUUACCGUCAUGGAUUGUAGAAAAAGAAAACUCAGUUUGGGUUCUAGGGCUCUAUGCUCUAGUUUUUAUGGUAGCACUCCCGACAGUCGUUGGUAUAUGGUGGUAUAGAUCUAUCCGCUACACCGGUGAUCAGGUUCUUCUCGAUACUUCACAAAUGUACUACUAUUUUUUUCACAAAACUCCAUCGAUGGCACUCAAAAGGGUUAUUAUGAUACUUGGAGCAUCUCUUGAAUUUGAGAAGCAAUAUAAUAGUGAAAUUGUCGAGCGCCCAACAGAUAAUAUGGAAAUACCUCAGAGAUACGUUAAAACUAUUCAACAACUUGUGCAAUUGAAAAGUGACGACAGGCGCAACAUUUUGAGGUUUCUCAACGACGAAGAAUACGAAGAUGUGAUGAAAGUUGUUGGAAGAAUGCCAUUAAUCGAUUUUCAAGUACGAUCUGAAGUAAUUGAUGAUGAAGCUUCUACGGUAUAUACUGCAGGUGCUAUAGUCACUGUCACUGUUACCCUUAUACGGAAGGACAUGAGUAAUUUAUUAGGUGAUGAAACUGUAAAAGAAAAACACUGUGCCGUUGAUAGUCCCGAAUUAAAAGAAGAAGAAGAAGCUAAACCAGCCGAAGGAGAAACAAAAGAACCCGUUAAAAAGCAGCCAGUUUGGCAGAAACAAAGAAAAGCUGGAAAGAAGAGCGGAAAGAAACAGCAGGGUAAGAAACAUCAACAUAAUGAAAAUAAAGCACAGUCUAAUAAAAAAGCGGCUGAAGAAAAACCACAAGCCAACGCUGAAAAAGACAAGGAGAAGCAGCCUUUAGCUACUCAGAAAAAAACUCAGGCUGAAGGAGCAGAUGGCGAUGAUAGUUCCGCAGCUGAUGAAAGCGACAUUUCCGAUUACGAGCAGGACAAGUCAGAUGAUGAUGAAAGUGGUGGGGAUAGAAAGGACAAUGGAUUUGAAGAUGAUGAAGAUUGGGAAAAAUUCCAAACAGGUAUCAAAAAACGAGAAAAAAUAUUGGAAGGUAAAAGCAAGAUAUCACAUUCUGUUCACUGCCCAUAUUUUCCAGAGGAGAAGCAGGAAUAUUGGUGGGUAUAUCUGAGUGAUAGGAAAUCAAGAACACUUUUAACAUCUCCUUAUCACGUUACGGCUCUGGUCGAUAAAGAAGAAAUUCAAUUGAAGUUCACCGCGCCGAGGUGGCCUGGACUUUAUUCAUUUACAGUAUGCCUUCGUUCCGAUUCGUACUUGGGUUUCGAUCAAACUCAAGAACUAAAAUUGGACGUGAAGGAGGCUCCUGAAGUACCAUUGGAGCAUCCUCAGUGGGAUAUGUCCGGCGAAGAGGAAGAUGGCAGACCUGAUGGCGAAGCAAGCGAUGCCUCCGAAUUCGCCACCGAUGAGGAUAUCGAUUCAGAACAUGAUCAGGAAUAAGUACUUUUGGAAUUAAAGCAAUGGAAAACUGGAACUACUGGUUAUAAGUUUACAAAUAUUCUUAUGAUUUUUGCCUACUGGAUAGACAAACAAAGUAAAGUGACUAUUUGGUAGGCAGUGGCUCACAAGUUCUGAUAUUCGGUUAUAAAUAUUUUUUGGAUAUAACUAUUGUUAAUAAGUAUGAAAUCUGGUAAUAGUCAUUUUCUUCAAAAUUCAGUUAUGAAAGAGAUUUUAAUUUGGACAACUUCUACGCGAAUAUAAAUUGAACAUUGAGUAAAAAUGUUCUGCAUUACAAGUGAAAUAUAUUUUGGAUGAUACUUAAAUUGAGGGAAAUUAAAAGUAUAAGACUGAUGAAGGCGGUGGCAGUUGAAUAUCGAAAACCCUAAACAAAAAAUUUUUAUUUUUUUUACAACUUCAUCAAUAUUAAUCCAUUUUAUUAUUUCAUAUAUGUUUUUUUUUUCAUUUCAAUUUAAAAAAAUAUCUAUAUUUCAUAUUUAUUUGUUAGUUUUAUUCAAAUACUUAAUUUUUUUUCAAAGUAUGAGACGUUAGUAUUUGUUUUUGUAUUUUCUAAAUUUAUGAAUAGCUUUGUUGAAUUUAGUUUCUUUAGCACACCAAAAAUAUAUUCUUUAUAUAUAUAUAAUUUUAAAUUAAUAUAUAUAUAUAUAUAUUGUAAUAUAUACUGAGUAAAAUUUUCAUAUUCAUUUUUAGUGAUACGAAUGAGUUAUAAAAUUGCCUAUUAUGUAUAUUACUUCGGUUCGAUAAUAUUUUAAAUCCAAACAUUCCAUUGUAUGUAUUUUCUUUUUAAUUGGGCAUUGAUUUUUUUCUUUCCUUUUUUUUUAACAUGUAUGUAUAUUACGUUUUAGUAAUUUAUAAAUAUAAUACAAACAAACAAACAAAAAAAAACGAGUUUUGUAGAAACAGCAAUGUGCUUCCAUAGUUUUUAUUUAGAAAUUAUGAAUUAUCAGAAUUGAUUCCAUUGUUAUUAAGAAAUUGUUUUAGUAUUUAUAAAAUAUAUUGAUUUGUUAUUAUUAUUUUUUUUUUUAAAGAGAAACAUUGUGGUUUAUAUUAAAGAAUAUUAAUUUUGUUAUUUACCUUUUUUUUUUUACUUACUUUAUAAAACUAUAAUUAAUUAUAUUUUAUUAAAUUUAGAAAUUUUUGUUAUAUUAUUUAUAAAAAUAAUUGAUAAACAUGUUCAUAUAAUGAAAUUUAGGUACCAGUUUUAAAUCGCUGCUCCAAGAUGGUGGCUAAUUUCAAGAUCACUUUGAGUACGCUGUAAAUGAAAUCUCUAGGAAUGCCGAAAAUAACCGAUUAUUGACAAUCAUAUUCAUAUACAAGUCUUAACUACAUAUUUUUGCCUAAAUUGCAAUUGCAGAUAAAGUGAUUUAAUAUAAUAUAUAAUAUAAGAAAAAAUAGUGUUUUGCUUGAUUGUAGUAAUGACACUCUGUUAUAGAUUACAUCGUCGGUUUAUUGCAAUAAGUCACUAAGUACACUUUUGGUCGAUUUGAACCUGAAGUUACGUAGUUGUCAUUUUCGAUCAUAUUUAUAAAAUGAUAUAAAAUGACUCGUUAAGUGCAUAAAAAUAUUACAAAUCCUUUUAUAUGCAAAAAAUAGUUUCACUUAGUGCGUGAUGUUCUGGCAAUACCGAGCGAAAAGUCAUCAAGUUACUUCAUGGAAUUCUUGUUCUAUAGUUAUCUUAAAAUAGAACGUCAAAAUUCACUCUCUGGUGCUUAAUGUCUUCUUGGAUGAUCAUUAGUUAAUAAAACUAAUUAAGUGUGAUAAGUCUAACUCACUCUAUAUACUUACAAGGUUAUAAAAAUAAAUUAGUGUUUUUUUUAACUAUGAUGGAAUGCAAAAAGUCACUCUGAGCGUCAUUUAAAGUUUUUCCAGAGUCAUUUAAAAAUUUUUUAGCCUUGCAUCCACAAGAUUAUUGGGAUUGUAGUUCCGAAGAUGGAAGUAAAUAUCCCGAAACGUCAACUUGUUAACAUGUAACGUUGAUAAUAGAAAUAUAUUCAAUUGUUACCAAUUGGAAGUAAUUUUUGCCGAAUAACUAAGAAUAUUAAACAACUUCCCAGAAAAAAGAAAAAGUUUUUUUCAUUCUUAUUCAAUGUUAUGUAUAUGUUAGGUAUUUUAAUUAAUUGUUGGAAAUAGAAUACAUAUUCAGAACUUCAAAUAACAAAAAAUAUCUUAUAUAUUAUUUCUCAAAUAUAUAUCCCUUUUCCGGCUCUCAGGAGUGAUGGAUUUUGAUGAAUGAGGUAUCAAUAGAAAGGGAAUAUCACGUAAUGCGCGCGAAUUGUAAUUUUGAUUCCUAAUUUUAUACCUGGACUUGAAAGUAGGAGGUUUCAAACCAUAUGACUGUGCCGCCUCAACUAAUCAAGACGUUACAAAUGAAUUCAUAAUUUGGGAAUAACUCGAAAAGGACACAAUUUUUGGUCCAUUAUACAUAUGAGCAUUUGAAAGCUUUAAAUUCCCUAUAAAACGUUUAAAAAAAUCAUCGAAAUUGGAGAAUUUGGUGCAGAGUUAUAGAUUUCUGAAUAUUUGUUAUUUGUUAUACUGCAAAGAUUGUGUUUCUGGGAUACAGUAUAUUAUGUCUCAAUUUGUAUUUUUUUUUUUUUUUUAAUUUCAAAACAUAUUCUUCUUAAAUAAUUUCAAUAUUAAUUUUAUUUUUAUUUAUAUAAAUAUUUCUUCCUUUUAACAUUGUUGGUAAUUUUUUUCAAUGUGCUUCGAUUACAGUAGCAUGUACUAUUAGAUCUUCAUUAUUGUAAUUUAUCAUUUUAAAAAUACAUUUUCGAUUUUUAUUAAUGAUAAAGUAACAUAUAUUCUGAUUGAACUAACUAUAUUACUCCCUGAAAAUUUGAGGCUUUUGUUAUCAUUAUGUGUUAAGAGCAAUGUUUAGAAGGUUUUGUUAAUUUAUGAUAAUCUUUUUUAUUUUAUUUUUUUUGAUUUCUUAAUGACAUUUACAACUGUAUUACAUAAAUACAUCAAGUAAAUUUGGACAUAAUAGAUAUAAUGACAUGAAUACACUUGCUGAGUAACUACCCAAUGGUAGCACUCUAAUGAUCUGACUACAUUAGGAGAUCACGGGGCCAUCUUCUUUUCAGACGCCUCGGAGGGUUAUCAGGAAUUGAAGAGGAAGCAAGGUUAGAAACGAGAGGGUUGGGAUGAUUCUGAAGUUUUUUAUGGAAGGAUAGGUAUCUGGAUUGGGCCAGAUCUGAAACAUAAGGAAUAUUAAGAUCUUUGUGGAUAAUUUUAUUAGUGACAAAGUAAGGAGCAUUGAGGAUUUUACAAAGGAUUUUGGAUUGUAAGGAUUGGAUGCGAGAGGAAUUCGAUGGUUUAGUGGAGCCCCAUAGCUCAAAUCCGUAAGUCCAGAUAGGUCUUAUUACAGUCAAGUAUAUGAUUCUUUUGUGAUUAAUGGGAUGUUUAGAGCGUUUGUCUAGUAUGUGCUGAAGUAAUCGGAAACGUCGAGCGGUUUCUUGUCGUUUCAGUCUAGUAUGAGGAUUCCAAGUUAGUCGUUUGUCCAGGUGGAGUCAUUGUUUACUGAUAGGAUACACGUGUCAUCGGCAUAUGUGGUGAUGACAGUGUUGGGACAGGUAGGGAUAGGAUAGGACCUAGGAUAAAGAAUAUGUAGAAUGUUAAUCUUUGGUCAAAAACAUCACAAUUAUGUUUAUUUCAAUAUUUAUUUUCAAGAAUGAAGUGAAAGUUUCACAACGAACAGCUGACAAACAUUUCAUUUAAGUCAGUUAAUAGUCUGUUAUAUAUUUAUAAAAAGAAGUGUUUUAUUACGAUUCUAUGUACAAAGUGAUUUUGAAAACAGCCUUCUAUUUUAAAGUAGUGGUUUGAAACCAGUAUUGAAAUCUAAUUUACGCAAACUAUCUCUAAAAGAAGUACACACGGAGUGAAAUUUCAGUCCUUUGAUACUACUGUUGCACAGUAAAUACUUCUAAGAUAUAUUUUUAAAAUGUGAUGUAUAUAAAUAUUUAAUGUAUAGUAGUGAAAAAUAUGCUAUUAUAUGUUUGUAUUGGAAAAUAUGUAAAAUAGAAAAAAUUAAAUAAAUAAAGUGUUAAUAUUUAUUUUGUAUCUUACAAUGAAAUCAUUGGGACAAAAUAGUGUGUUCAAGGUUAAGAAUUAGAUGGAAAAAAAUAUGGAAAGUAUGAGUUGAAGUUCUGUGUUUAUAUUGUCAUAAAUAAAUUAUUUAAAUACAUUGUGUUGUUUAAUAUCAUGUAAUAGUCCAGUAAGUGGGGAGUUUCUACUUGGAAAGUUUUGAUACUUAGCUAAAAUUAAAAUCAUUUUAUGAGAAGGAGUUGAUCGGGGGGUGCAGUCAAAUUAAUACUAAAUUAAAUAAGUAUAAUUAUUUAAUUUUGCCGACGUUUCGACCCACUUUGUAGUUCUUCAUCAGGGCGUAGGAUGUAGCACUGCGGGAGGCAGUUGAAACACUCCGAUUCUAUGUUCAAAGUGAUUUUUACUUGUAUUCUAUGUACAAAGUGAUUUUAAUAAAUAUAUUAAAAUCAUUUUAAUAUAUUUAUUUUGUUCAAACAAACAUCACUUUGUAUACAGGGUGUUUCAAGGUUAAGAUAUUCACACCUAAAGAUUUUCAUUGUUAUGAAUCAAGUAAAACCUAUAUAUUUGUUUUAACUACUUUAUUAAAUAAAUGUAAACAUUAACAUUAAUAUUAAAUGUUAAAACAGUGGCAGAACGGCACUGGAUAUGUGUUAUUGUUUCACAAGGUUCAAUUAUCUUUCUUCGUAAGGAAUUAAGGUCAUUGACCGGACUUGCUCAAUCAUAUCCCAUAUCCAAAUCAAUAUAUUA